Capsella rubella is the source of this 1011-nucleotide messenger RNA. RefSeq names its product ras-related protein RABB1b. Gene Ontology annotation, molecular function: GTP binding; GTPase activity. The transcript has 6 exons. Lineage: Eukaryota; Viridiplantae; Streptophyta; Magnoliopsida; Brassicales; Brassicaceae. Gene Ontology annotation, biological process: regulation of endocytosis. Bases 166 to 801 code for a protein of 211 amino acids. Gene Ontology annotation, cellular component: endosome. The record is from RefSeq and is a predicted model, not a curated record.
AGGAGAUAGCUUCUUCAUCGAGAAACCUCGGAAAUAUAAAAUCAAAAGCGCGUCGGUGACUUGUACUCUCAAUCUCUUCUUCCUCUCUUUCAAUCUUCCACAUCUCCUCCUCUUCUCUUCUCUAUUCUCAAAUUAUCGAACCCGCCUUGCUCAAAUUCAUCAAUCAUGUCGUACGAUUACCUCUUCAAGUACAUAAUCAUCGGAGACACAGGUGUUGGGAAAUCGUGCCUGCUUCUUCAAUUCACUGACAAGAGGUUCCAACCAGUCCACGAUCUCACCAUUGGUGUCGAGUUCGGUGCUCGGAUGGUCACCGUUGAUGGACGCCCCAUCAAACUUCAAAUUUGGGACACCGCUGGACAAGAGUCUUUUAGAUCCAUCACCAGAUCAUAUUACAGAGGAGCAGCUGGAGCUUUACUGGUUUAUGACAUCACCAGGAGAGAGACAUUUAACCAUCUGGCAAGCUGGUUGGAGGAUGCUCGACAACACGCAAAUCCUAACAUGAGUAUUAUGCUAAUUGGGAACAAAUGCGAUCUUGCUCACAAAAGAGCUGUUAGCAAAGAGGAAGGAGAACAGUUUGCCAAGGAACAUGGUCUGCUAUUCUUAGAAGCAUCUGCAAGAACAGCUCAAAACGUUGAGGAGGCAUUCAUAAAGACCGCUGCCAAGAUCCUCCAGAACAUUCAGGAUGGUGUUUUUGAUGUUUCCAACGAGUCAUCGGGCAUUAAGGUUGGCUACGGGCGUACUCAAGGUGCAGCAGGAGGCAGAGAUGGUGCAAUUUCUCAGGGAGGUGGCUGUUGUGGUUAAAAAUUCCUUAAGUCACAUAUCUGCUGUAAUCUGGUGAUUCAGAAACUACUAUUGCUUUUAUUUACCUCUGCAAAUUUAUGAUACACCAGAAUGUAUAGUUGCUUUUUUUUUUUUUAAAUCUCUUUUACAAAUUGUCUUUGUCAAAAAACUAAACUGGUGCAUUUGAGAGUGAACAGCCUGAUCUUUAUAAACAAAACAGGCGUUGGCUUA